This is a messenger RNA of Myripristis murdjan (pinecone soldierfish), 3495 nucleotides long. Its product is annotated as NACHT, LRR and PYD domains-containing protein 12-like. The record is from RefSeq and is a predicted model, not a curated record. Gene Ontology annotation, molecular function: protein binding. Bases 1 to 3495 code for a protein of 1164 amino acids. NCBI's taxonomy places the organism in Eukaryota, Metazoa, Chordata, Actinopteri, Holocentriformes, Holocentridae. The transcript is spliced from 12 exons.
AUGACCAUCUUCAGUGUUCUUGACGUGAACGGCAGGAUCCAGCAGCAGAGACCAGACUCCUCUGUGCUCAGCUGUGUGUCCAUGAAGAGUGCCUCGUCUUUAGAUCGACUUUUUGCCUUUUCAAAGGUUCAAAGAAACUUCCUGUAUGUUCUGUUCCAGCUGCUUGAGCAAAAUAUUGUCACCUUUGUGAACAACGAACUGAAAAACUCCCUGAGGGUUCUGAGCACAGAUUACCCAGAAUGCUUAGAGAGUCAAAGGGAGGGUGAGGAGGUGUUGAACGGUGAGGAGGAGGAGCAGAGGAGGAGCAGCAGAAAAGCUUUUCUGCAGAUCACACUGCACUUCCUGAGGAGGAUGAAGCAUGAGGAGCUGGCUGAGCGUCUGCAGAGCAAAACUCUUGCUGCAGCAUGCCAACGUGAGCUGAAAUCUAAUCUGAAGCAGACGUUUGAGUGUGUCUUUGAGGGGAUUGCUAAAGCGGGAAAUCCAACACUUCUGAAUCAGAUCUACACAGAGCUGUACAUCACAGAGGGAGAGAGUGGAGAGCUCAAUGAGGAACAUGAGGUUAUUCAGAUUGAAACAGCAUCCAGGAAACCAGACACACCAGAAACACCAAUCAGAUGUGAGGACAUCUUUAAACCUUUACCUGGAAGAGAUCGACCAAUCAGGACAGUGAUGACAAAGGGAGUGGCUGGCAUUGGGAAAACAGUCUUAACACAGAAAUUCACUCUGGACUGGGCUGAACACAAAGCCAACCAGCAUAUACACUUCACAUUUCCAUUUACUUUCAGAGAGCUGAAUCUGCUGAAAGGGAGAAAGUUCAGCUUGGUGGAACUUCUUCAUCACUUCUUUACUGAGACCAGAGAAGCAGGAAUCAGCAGGUUUGAGCAGUUCCAGGUUGUGUUGAUCUUUGACGGUCUGGAUGAGUGUCGACUUCCUCUGGACUUCAAGAACAACCAGAUCCUGACUGAUGUUACAGAGUCCACCUCAGUGGACGUUCUUCUGACAAACCUCAUCAAGGGGAAACUGCUUCCCUCUGCUCGCCUCUGGAUAACCACACGACCCGCAGCAGCCAAUCAGAUCCCUCCUGAGUGCGUUGACAUGGUGACAGAGGUGAGAGGCUUCACUGACCCACAGAAGGAGGAAUACUUCAGGAAGAGAUUCAGAGAUAAGGAGCAGGCCAGCAGAAUCAUCUCCCACAUCAAGACGUCACGAAGCCUCCACAUCAUGUGCCACAUCCCAGUCUUCUGCUGGAUCACUGCUACAGUUCUGGAGGACGUGUUGAAAACCAGUGAGGGAGGAGACCUGCCCAAGACCCUGACUGAGAUGUACAUCCACUUCCUGGUGGUUCAGUCCAAAGUCCAGACUGCCAGGUAUCAUGGGAGAGCUCAGACAGAUGCUCUCUGGACUACAGAGACCAGGGAGACAAUCCUGUCUCUGGGAAAACUGGCUUUUGAGCAACUGGAGAAAGGCAACCUGAUCUUCUAUGAAGCAGACCUGGCAGAGUGUGGCAUUGAUAUCAGAGCAGCCUCAGUGUACUCAGGAGUGUUCACACAGAUCUUUAAAGAGGAGCGUGGGCUGUACCAGGACAAGGUUUUCUGCUUCGUCCAUCUGAGCCUUCAGGAGUUUCUGGCUGCGGUUUAUGUCACUGUCUCAUUCAUCAGCACAGGCGUCAAUUUACUGUCAGAGGCAUAUUCAGUUUCCUGGUGGUUUACACUAUUCAGCAUUAAAUCCAAAUUAAAAUUCCUCUACCAGAGCGCUGUGGAAAAGGCCUUACAGAGUCCAAAUGGACACCUGGACUUGUUCCUGCGCUUCCUUCUGGGUCUUUCACUGCAGACCAAUCAGACUCUCCUACGAGGCCUGUUGACACAGACAGGAAGCUCACAAUCAAGUAUAACAAUCAAGUACAUCAAGGAGAAGAUUAGGGACAGUCCAUCUCCAGAGAGAAGCAUCAAUCUGUUCCACUGUCUGAAUGAGUUGAAUGACCGCUCUCUAGUGGAGGAGAUCCAAAAAUACCUCAGAUCAGGAAGUCUCUCCAGAAGUGAACUCUCCCCUGCUCAGUGGUCAGCUCUGGUCUUCAUCCUACUGUCAUCAGAAGAAGAUCUGGAUGAGUUUGACCUGAAGAAAUACUCUGCUUCAGAGGAGGCUCUUCUGAAGCUGCUGCCAGUGGUCAAGGCCUCCAGGAAAUCUGUGCUGAGUGGCUGUAAUCUGUCAGAGAGAAGCUGUGCAGCUCUGGCCUCAGUUCUCAGCUCCCAGUCCUCUAGUCUGAGAGAGCUGGACCUGAGCAAUAACGAGCUGCAGGACUCAGGAGUGAAGCAUCUCUCUGCUGGACUGGAGAGUCCACACUGCAGACUGGAGACUCUCAGGUUGAAUCAAAGCAGACUCACAAAAGAUUGCUGUAAGCAGCUGUCGUCACUUCUCAGCUCCCAGUCCUCCAGUCUGAGAGAGCUGGACCUGAGCAACAACGAGCUGCAGGACUCAGGAGUGAAGCUGCUAUCUGCUGGACUGCAGAGUCCACACUGCAGACUGGAGGCUCUCAGGCUGAGAGGCUGUAAUCUGUCAGAGAGAAGCUGUGAGGCUCUGGCCUCAGUUCUCAGCUCCCAGUCCUCCAGUCUGAGAGAGCUGGACCUGAGCAACAACCAGCUGCAGGACUCAGGACUGAAGCUGCUCUCUGCUGCACUGAAGAGUCCACACUGCAGUCUGGAGGCUCUCAGGUUGAGUCAAAUCAGGCUCACAAAAGAUUUCUGUAAGCAGCUGUCAUCGCUUCUCAGCUCCCAAUCCUCUAGUCUGAGAGAGCUGGACCUGAGCAACAACCAGCUGCAGGACUCAGGAGUGAAGCUGCUCUCUGCUGGACUGAGGAGUCCAAACUGCAGACUGGAGGCUUUCAGACUGAGAGGCUGUAAUCUGUCAGAGAGCAGCUGUGCAGCUCUGGCCUCAGCUCUCAGCUCCCGGUCCUCCAGUCUGAGAGAGCUGGACCUGAGUAACAACCAGCUGCAGGAUCCAGGAGUGAAGCAUCUCUCUGCUGGACUGAAGAGUCCACACUGCAGACUGGAGGCUCUCAGGCUGGGUGUCUGUCAGCUGUCAGAGAGAAGCUGUGCAGCUCUGGCCUCAGCUCUCAGCUCCCAGUCCUCUAGUCUGAGAGAGCUGGACCUGAGCAACAACGAGCUGCAGGACUCAGGAGUGAAGCUGCUCUCUGCUGGACUGGAGAGUCCACACUGCAGACUGGAGGCUCUCAGGCUGUCAGGCUGUCUGCUCACACAGGAAGGCUGUGCUGCUCUGGCCUCAGCUCUGAGCUCCAACCCGUCCCACCUGAGAGAGCUGGACCUGAGCUACAAUCAUCCAGGAGCCUCAGGAGAGAAGCUGCUCUCUGCUGGACUGAAGGAUCCAACCUGGAGACUGAAGACGCUCAGUGUGGAGCAUGGUGGAGAGCAGAGGCUGAGACCGGGUCUGAGGAAGUGUAAGUGUGGAUUUAGUUUUAUUCAUAAAGUCCCUGUGAACUGA